Molecule: messenger RNA, 1166 nt
Organism: Penaeus vannamei (Pacific white shrimp)
Lineage: Eukaryota; Metazoa; Arthropoda; Malacostraca; Decapoda; Penaeidae
Source: RefSeq, a predicted model, not a curated record
AUGGCGGUCCUGGAUUAUGCAGGUACAGGUCCAUGCCAGUCUCACGGUCUUGUAUUUCUGAACGGUAAGGAAUUCUCCGUCGGCGGGACGCCCCUUCAUGGUCCAGGACGGCGCCCAGCAUCCGUGCUCGCCUGGAGACAAACCCCGAGUGGAAGGAGCAACAGAUUUUUCUUCGCUGGUUCCAGUAAAAUCGUGUUGGAAGUCUCGAAAAACCACGUGUUCCUGUGGCUGCAUCCGGACCUCACGGGCCACUACGGCAUCUGUGGAACCAACACCGGCACGCGAGACGAUGACUUCACAAGCCGCUCGGGAACUAUCGAGGACUCCAUGGACACAUUUGUAGACUCGUGGAUGACCGACACACAAAAUUCGCCCGAAUGUCCGAUCAGCCAUCGAUUCAAGAGAAAUGUCAUUUACAAUGAAACUGGCCUGUGCACCUUGGGGAACGCCACUCUUCUAGAGCUCGAAGCCAUCUGCGGCCUGCGCGUUCCCUUCGUUCAGCACGAGGGCCAGGUGGUGGAGACAGACGAGGUCGACGCUCUCAUGGAGGCUUGUACGUUUGACCUUUGUUUGCUGUAUAGUACCACUGACGGUAACAUGACGGCCGUUGAAGAGUACAUGGACACAACCGUCGCUGAUGUUGUUGCAAGGAUUAUCGAGAUGGAAGCCACGCUGAUAGAUGUUGAAAGCUUGACGACCAUUGCGCCUCCGAACACGACGAUAGCCCGGGGCCGCCCGAGGAGGAGGCGCACAUUCAUCAAGAUUGAACAAAUUGUUCAUUUUUAAGAACGAAGAAUACCCUGAGGACUUGACCCGACGAUGGAUACAAAGAGAAAUCCUAUUAUGAUGGCCAGCUGUUUGGAUCAGCUGGUCUGUAGCGAUCAGCUGAUUCUGGAUGAAUUCCCAGAUAUCUACAAUAGAUUUUUUUUUUCUCCAUUCACUAUAUUUGUUUAAUUCCAUUUAGAGAAAAGAUACUCUGAGUAGGAUCAAAUUCCGUGAUCCAGUUUCCAGAAUUAUCGUUAUUGAUAUACUGAUUAACUAGAGAUUUGAAAAAUUUAUUAUUAAAGGGAAGUCCUUUCGGCACUCAGUGAAUGGUGUCAGUUACCAUAUUUUUACAAUAUCAUCUUGUAAUAAUAUAUGAAAAUAAAAUGCGAAACGAAAUCAUU